AUGGCAGGCACCAAGGUCGACGGGCAGGCGAUCGGAAUCGACCUCGGGACAACCUACUCGUGCGUGGCCGUCUGGCAACCAAGGCAUGACCGCGCCGAGAUAAUGGCCAACGACCAGGGCAACCGCACCACUCCGUCCUGUGUCGCCUUCACUGGCGCCUGGCGGCUCAUCGGCGAUGCGGCCAUGAACGAGGCCGCCAUGAACCCUGUCAACACCGUCUUUGAUGUGAAGCGACUGAUUGGCCGGCGAUUCAGCGACGUGUCAGUGCAAGGAGAUAUGAAGCUAUGGCCUUUCAAAGUGAUUUCAGGCCCCGGUGGCCGACCAAGGAUCGUAGUGCAGUGCAGAGGCGAGGAGAAGUACUUCGCGGCCGAAGAGAUCUCAUCCAUGGUGCUCUUCAAGAUGCGUGAGACGGCUGAGACCUACCUCGGUAAGAAGGUGAAGAAUGCCGUCAUCACUGUCCCGGUCUACUUCAAUGACUCACAGCGCCAGGCCACCAUCGAUGCCGGCGCCAUCGCUGGCCUCAAUGUCAUGCGCAUCCUCAACGAACCCUCAGCUGCGGCCAUCGCCUAUGGUCUGGGAAGGAUGCAGGACACUGGUGAAGUGAAGACAGUGCUAAUAUUCGAUUUCGGUGGCGGUACCUUGGAUAUAUCUGUUAUAGAUAUCGACAAUGAGUUUUUUACGGUCAAGGCCACGUCAGGUGACACACACCUUGGAGGCGAGGAUCUCAACAAUCGGAUGGUGGAACACUUCGUGCAGGAUUUCCUUAAGAAACACAAGAUUGACAUCGGAAACAACACUAGGGCGCUCAUGCGGCUAAAGACAGCGUGCGAGAGGGCGAAGAGGAUGUUGUCUUCAACAGCGCAGACAAAAUUUGAGAUGGACUCGCUCCAGGACGGCAUCGACUAUUAUGGGGGCAUCACCCGUGCCCGUUUCGAAGAGCUCAAUAUGGACAUUUUCCGCAAGUGCAUCGAACAUGUCGAGAAAUGCCUCAACGACGCCAAGAUGGACAAGUCCCAAAUCCACGACGUUGUGCUCGUAGGUGGCUCCAGCCGGAUCCCCAAGGUGCAGCAGCUUCUCGUGGAUUUCUUCAACGGGAAGAAGCUGUGCAAGAGCAUCAACCCUGAUGAGGCUGUCGCAUACGGUGCUGCUGUCCAGGCUGCCAUCCUCAACGGCGAUUACAACCAGAAGGUGCAGGACUUGGUCCUCGUCGACGUCACGCCACUCUCCCUCGGGAUAGAAGUUGUUGGUGGUUUCAUGCGCGUGGUGAUCCCCAGGACUACCACCAUCCCAUCCAGGAAGGAGCGGUUUUACACAACCGAAUAUGACAACCAGACAUCUGCGGACAUCAAUGUAUACGAGGGUGAAGGGGAGUUGAUCAAGGACAACAACCUCCUCGGCAAGUUCACGCUCGACGGCAUCCCCCCAGCGCCCAGGCUCGUUCCGGAUAUCAAUGUGACAUUCGAGAUCGAUGCCAACUGCAUCCUGAAGGUCUCGGCGCAAGACAUGGCGACUGGAAACAAGAACAGCAUCACCAUCAUUUCAGACAAGGGUGGGCUGAGCAAGGAGGAGAUCGAGCGCAUGGUGCAGGAUGCUAAGAAAUAUAAGUCCGAGGACAAGAAGCAAAUAAACAAAAUUAAGAAGGAAAAAGAGGAGGGUUGGGUGAGCAAGGAGAACUUCGAGCGGAUAGUGCAGAUUUCCGACAAGUACCAAAGCGAGGACAAGAAGGAAACGCAGAAAAUAAAGAAGGAAGGAGGAGGCUCAAUGUCCUCAAACAACACGUACGAUGAGUUUCUGCAGUCCAACUGCUUUUGCUACGACAUGGAGCGCUAG
Lolium perenne is the source of this 1830-nucleotide messenger RNA. Its product is annotated as heat shock cognate 70 kDa protein-like. The record is from RefSeq and is a predicted model, not a curated record. Gene Ontology annotation, molecular function: ATP binding; ATP-dependent protein folding chaperone. NCBI's taxonomy places the organism in Eukaryota, Viridiplantae, Streptophyta, Magnoliopsida, Poales, Poaceae.